CGCCUCAGCCCGCGCGCUCGCAGCUUCUCGCUCUCGACCGCCCGCUCGCUCUCUUGCUUGCUCGCGCUUUUGCUCGCGCUCUCCUCGCAGAUCGAAGGGGCUCUGGCCACAACCUGUGACUGGGAAGGGAGACAGAGGCGGCGGCUCAGGGGAACGGGGCUGCAGUAGUGGUGGUGGCGGGAAGAUGUCGGGCGAGGACGAGCAGCAGGAGCAAACUAUCGCCGAGGACCUGGUCGUGACCAAGUAUAAGAUGGGGGGCGACAUCGCCAACCGGGUACUUCGGUCUUUGGUGGAAGCAUCCUGCUCGGGUGUGUCAGUACUGAGCCUCUGUGAGAAAGGUGAUGCCAUGAUUAUGGAAGAGACGGGGAAAAUUUUCAAGAAAGAAAAAGAAAUGAAGAAAGGUAUUGCCUUUCCCACCAGCAUUUCAGUAAAUAACUGUGUAUGUCACUUCUCCCCUUUGAAGAGCGACCAGGACUAUAUUCUCAAGGAAGGUGACUUGGUAAAAAUUGAUCUUGGGGUCCAUGUGGAUGGCUUCAUUGCUAAUGUGGCCCACACUUUUGUGGUUGAUGUAGCUCAGGGGACCCAAGUAACAGGGAGGAAAGCAGAUGUCAUUAAGGCAGCUCACCUUUGUGCUGAAGCUGCCCUACGCCUGGUCAAACCUGGAAACCAGAACACACAAGUGACAGAAGCCUGGAACAAAGUUGCCCACUCAUUUAAUUGCACACCAAUAGAAGGUAUGCUAUCACACCAAUUGAAGCAGCAUGUCAUCGAUGGAGAAAAAACCAUUAUCCAGAAUCCCACAGACCAGCAGAAGAAGGACCAUGAGAAAGCUGAGUUUGAGGUACACGAAGUAUAUGCUGUGGAUAUUCUCGUCAGCUCAGGAGAGGGCAAGGCCAAGGAUGCAGGACAGAGAACCACCAUUUACAAACGAGAUCCUUCUAAACAAUAUGGCCUAAAAAUGAAAACUUCACGUGCCUUCUUCAGUGAGGUCGAAAGGCGUUUUGAUGCCAUGCCGUUUACUUUAAGAGCAUUUGAAGAUGAGAAGAAGGCCCGGAUGGGUGUGGUAGAGUGCGCCAAACAUGAACUGCUGCAACCAUUUAAUGUUCUCUAUGAGAAGGAGGGUGAAUUUGUUGCCCAGUUUAAAUUUACAGUUCUGCUCAUGCCCAAUGGCCCCAUGCGGAUAACCAGCGGUCCCUUCGAGCCUGACCUUUACAAGUCCGAGAUGGAGGUCCAGGAUGCAGAGCUAAAGGCCCUCCUUCAGAGUUCUGCAAGUCGGAAAACUCAGAAAAAGAAAAAAAAGAAGGCCUCCAAGACUGCAGAGAAUGCCACCAGUGGCGAAACAUUAGAAGAGAAUGAAGCUGGGGACUGAGGUGGGUCCCAUCUCCCCAGCUUGCCGCUCCUGCCUCAUCCCCUUCCCACCACACCCCAGGCUCUGUGAAGUGCAGUUCGUCUUCUCCACCCAGGACCACCAGCAGAGUGGGGGUCUCCCUGCCCCAUCCCAGGCCCCCAACCCAACCCCCUUCCAACAACAACAAGCUCCAACUGACUCUGGUCUUGGGAGGCCAGGCUUCCCAGCUACCGAAGACUACUUUAAAUAGAAAAGAAAUUGAAUAAUAAAAUCAGGAGUCAAAAAUCCGUCGUCUUCAAGCCCCUCUUUCUAGCCUUUUUUCUACCACUCUGCUUGGUCAAGGUUUAUGGCCCUACAACAACAGGGAGGAUGCUAAAGUAGCCACCACCACUAAAAAUUCACCUGGAAUUUUUUAUCCACUUCAAUGUCAGCAUUUUCCCAUCUGUUGGGGCUUGUUCCUCACUUUUCCUACUCUCCCCAAGUAUUCUAUGUGGCCUCAAAAUAGAGAGGAGCUGUUCUUCAGAUUAUUUUUAUUCAUAUGUAGCAGAUUCCUUUUCUGAUCCAGGCUGGUCUGGUCAGGCCACUCCCAUUUUUAGGAGCUGAAGCCUGUACUUAAGGGAUUUCCAUCUAUGAAAUGGAUCCUCAUUUAUAAAUCUUUUUAGCCAUUUUUGUUCUGUAGGACUCCCCCCCCCCAAAAAAAAACAAAAACAAAAACAAAAACAAAAAAACCUGUAAAGGAGGAGUUUAUUUCAACCUUGUCCAUUUCUUUGGAGUCAGUGGAGUAUUCCCUUGCUCCAUUUUAGAAAUCUGAGCUGGAAGCUCAACUGUGGUUUUGUUCUCUGUUUGAAAUAUUUUGAUCCCCUCCCUUGAAAGAAAGACCAGGAACCAGAGGAGCAAACUGAUUGGAAGACAACUGGCUUUCUGAAGCUGUGGACUUGAAUGGAUUGCUAGGGCUUUGUGGAGAGAAAGGUGAUGAAUUUCGGCACCUCUGGCAUGCAGUCCCAGGGAACUAGGGCUCCUGCUAACUUAUGAGGUUUUUAAACACAUUGAAAAUGACAUGGCGUUAAAAUAAAUUUGGAUUUACUCAA
Molecule: messenger RNA, 2436 nt
Organism: Pteropus alecto (black flying fox)
Lineage: Eukaryota; Metazoa; Chordata; Mammalia; Chiroptera; Pteropodidae
Gene: PA2G4
Product: proliferation-associated 2G4
Exons: 13
Coding region: 185-1369 (394 amino acids)
Source: RefSeq, a predicted model, not a curated record